Cryptococcus deneoformans JEC21 is the source of this 1638-nucleotide messenger RNA. RefSeq names its product expressed protein. Bases 58 to 1359 code for a protein of 433 amino acids. The record is from RefSeq and is a predicted model, not a curated record. The transcript has a single exon. NCBI's taxonomy places the organism in Eukaryota, Fungi, Basidiomycota, Tremellomycetes, Tremellales, Cryptococcaceae.
UUUAAUCAUUCAUACGUACAUCUUGCAAAAGUCCUCGUACGAAUCAGAUCACCAAUCAUGACUUUAGCCAGUACCCAGGUCGGCCAGACCCCCGAUAUUCUGCAACUUAUCUGCUCUUAUUUGCCCCCCUCGACACUGUUCUCCUGCCUCCUGACGUCUUCCACAUUCUUCCAUUCUUCCGCACCAGAGCUGUAUCGUUCACUUCAUAUCAAGCAUGCAAGAGACUGUUUUGUGGGCGCUACAAGACAGUCGAACGGCUUCUACACGUCAUCGUCCGCCUCGCCCACCUCCUCCUCUUCUUCUUCCACAACAACUCGACCACGACCCAUCUCCCCGUACAGCAAAGACGCUGUACUGUCCUUUGUACGAAAAGUACAUAUUCACACGCACGGGAGGAAUGAAUGCCCCUUUGUGCUCCACUACAUUAACCCGCUACCGCACUUGGAAUAUGUUCAUUUAGCAGGGGGAGUUUGGCCUGCUGAGCUCGCAGCGGGAGAUAUAUGCGAUCCCGAGACAUGCCAGUUUCUCGCCAAGGUUUGCACCCGUGCGAAGAAGGCGAUGAUAAGACAAGCAAACCUCGGCCCUCUCAAAUUAUUAACCAGUUUAGAGCACGUCACCGUCAAGAUACGACCGUGCCAACUUCCGCUCUACAUCUUCCACGAUACAGCUUACCAAUGGUCGUACCCCGUGCCUAUAUCUAGCGCCAGGAUCGUGGAUUUGGUCUUUUGGGACGAACGGCAUUCAUUCCGUAUUGAAUGGCGUAACGUCCCAGGUGGCGGAAUGAGGUCGUCUUUGAUGGGCUUGAGGUACCAGCUACCAUCUCCAUACCUCGGAGGCGAAUCAAUCAUGCUCAAGGGCUGCACAUAUUGCGACGAGCGGGGUUGUAUCAGGCAUACUCCACAUGCCGCCGUGCAGCUUCCGGCCCUGAUGGCGACAUUGGGUUCGCUUAUGAAUGUGAAGACGAUCAGGGUAUGGAAUGUGGACCACACUGCCCGGAGACAAUGGAAGCAGGGUAUGGUCACUGUAGAAACAGUGAAAAGACGGAUGGAAGAGGCAUGGCUGAAAGCCCGAUCGGAGGAUUUAGAUUGUGGGGGCCACGACGAGCAGGAACUUGACCAAGGUCAACAAACAGGCGUUUCAUUCCACUCUGCCAGCGAGUAUUUUACCUCGGCCCAAUUUGACAUGGAGACCGAUCAAGAAGAGGCCAAGUACUGGCAAAACCUCGUAGAACCCAGUCAAGCGGUACUACGUCUACGCCGACAAGUCCAAGAUAUGUUUGGGGGAGAUGACGAGGCGUUCGACCGGUACUCUGAAAGGGAGUUGGAGGGGUUAGUGGAAAACGAGAGAUGGAGGCGAUGAAUUAGCGGAGCAGCAUUCUUGGCUACGUUACUGGGCGACUAUGUACUUCUUGAAUAUUAGACUACUCAAGCACUAGGAUAUGCACAAGGAGCUUCUUCUCCGCCCUGCUGGAUAACUUUCCGCUUUCCGGGCGGAAGACAAGGACUUUUUAAUACCGUUCCAUCCCCACCGGCAGGCCGGGACUCUCGGUGAAUUAUGAGACCAAGAGAUGUUGUUGAUUCGCACGGCGGAUAUUUCGUGCAACUUCUGGCCCGUGCUUCCGUCCUUUGACCGAUAAGA